AUGCCUAGUCAUCCAGAGAACCCGUUGAUCUCGACAAAGCCCUCGGACUCGGGCCUCUCUGUCGCCCUCCAUCCUCUGGUCCUCCUCACCAUAUCCGACUAUGCUACAAGACAUGCAGCCCGACAGCAGCAGGGUCCUAUCGUCGGUGCGCUCCUAGGGCAGCAAGAAUCACAACAGAUCAGCUUGGAGUAUGCCUUCGAGUGUCAUACCAAAAAGGGCGACAAUGACGAAACCCUUCUCCAUUCGGCGUGGUUUGCAGACAGAUUACAGCAGUUCAAGGAUGUCCAUAAGUCCCCGAUGCUCGACUUAGUCGGAUGGUUUACCAUUACUCCUCCCUCUGGGCCUUCUCCAUCUCAGCUUGGCAUUCACCGACAAGUGCUUAAAGACUACAACGAAUCUGCCGUUUUCCUUGCCUUCCACCCUUCUCAGAUAGGACCGGAUUCCGAAAGUGGCGCCAAACUGCCUUUGACGAUAUACGAGAGUAUAUUUGAAGGAGAUAAUGCUGUUGACGCAGAUAGGGCCAUGCAACUGGAUGGCGAAGAACAGGGAAUACACAUUCGGUUCCGCGAGCUGCCAUACUCGAUAGAAACCAGUGAUGCUGAGAUGAUAAGUGUCGACUUUGUCGCUCGAGGCGGCGGUAACGCCAUGGCCAUCAAAGCGCCCUCAGAGUCAACAAAGAUAAGUUCCGAAGAAGCAGAUGCGAACAGAAAGAAAAAAGCCAAGAAAAACCCCCGGGAUGAGAAGGAGGACGAGGAGUCGGCGGCACUGUCGCCAGAAGACGAAGAUCUCAUCGCAAGUCUCUCGACUCGUCUCAAUGCCGUCAAGACACUUGAGUCUCGAAUACACCUUAUUAGAUCCUUCCUCGAGAACUUUCAGUCGGCGUCCCUGGAUAACGAUAAUACGGAGCAAACAGACAUAACAAGCACAAAGUCCUACCCAAUUCUCCGCAACAUCUCAUCUCUGAUUUCGGGCCUCUCGCUUCUUAGGCCACAAGACGCAAACGCAUUCGCCAUCGAGACCCUCGCACAGAAAAACGACGUUGCUUUGAUCUCCCUUCUCGGCCAGCUAGGUGACAACGUCCAACACAUGCGCGAGCUGGGCAAGAAAUCAAUGAUUACAGAAAGCGGCAAACAAAGUGGUGCCGCGGCUGGAGGACGCAAGGCUCAUUUAGCUUUACAUUCGAGAUUUGACGAGGAUCGUGAAAGCGUGUUUGCUAAUAUUACCAAUGGAGGGCUCCAGGUGAUGUAA
Talaromyces rugulosus is the source of this 1248-nucleotide messenger RNA. RefSeq lists its product as uncharacterized. Gene Ontology annotation, biological process: protein deneddylation. The record is from RefSeq and is a predicted model, not a curated record. Bases 1 to 1248 code for a protein of 415 amino acids. Gene Ontology annotation, cellular component: COP9 signalosome. NCBI's taxonomy places the organism in Eukaryota, Fungi, Ascomycota, Eurotiomycetes, Eurotiales, Trichocomaceae. The transcript has 3 exons. Gene Ontology annotation, molecular function: protein binding; metallopeptidase activity.